Molecule: messenger RNA, 665 nt
Organism: Scutellospora calospora
Lineage: Eukaryota; Fungi; Glomeromycota; Glomeromycetes; Diversisporales; Gigasporaceae
Source: the annotation of a GenBank genome assembly
CCGCAAUCAAAAAGCAACUGAUCGUAAAAGUUUAAAGGGUGCAAGCAAAAAUGGUUAUAUUUCCGAAUUCAUCACCUAUGUUCUCCGACCUCUAUUAAGCGAUAUCAUCAAGCAUAACAUUAAAAUAAUUACUAAUGCUGGAGGUUUGGACCCUUUAGCAUGUAAAUUAGCAAUUGAUAGUUUAAUCAAAGAUCUAAACAUUGAAGAAGGCAAAGUAACUGUAGCUGCGGUUACUGGUGACGAUAUUUUAGAUCAAGCAAAUGAUAUCAGUGGUAAAAAAAAGGGAGAAAUAAUUGAAUUUACUCAUAUCCAAGGAAAUUCUGAGGAUGCUGAAUAUUUUCCAAGUGACGAAAAAGAAGUUAUUUCGCUUAACGCAUAUCUUGGUGCCAUUCCAAUUGUUAAAGCAUUGGAAUCAGGUGCUAAUAUUGUCGUAACUGGACGUUGUGUGGAUAGUGCGUUAGUGCUAGGACCACUGAUUCAUGAAUUUAUGUGGGAUCCCCAUAGUGAUUGGGAUUUGCUAGCUUCUGGAUCAUUAGCUGGGCAUAUUAUUGAAUGUGGUUGUCAAGCAACUGGUGGUAAUUUUACUGAUUGGGAACAAAGUGCUUUUUCACCUAGUGGUGGAUGGUAUAAUAUGGGAUAUCCGAUUAUCGAAUGUUUUGAAAAUG